Molecule: messenger RNA, 2162 nt
Organism: Lotus japonicus
Lineage: Eukaryota; Viridiplantae; Streptophyta; Magnoliopsida; Fabales; Fabaceae
Product: alpha-dioxygenase PIOX
Exons: 10
Coding region: 56-1987 (643 amino acids)
Biological process (GO): response to oxidative stress
Molecular function (GO): peroxidase activity; heme binding; oxidoreductase activity, acting on single donors with incorporation of molecular oxygen, incorporation of two atoms of oxygen
Source: RefSeq, a predicted model, not a curated record
CAUGAUGAUACACACAAACACAUAGCUUAGCAUCACAAAAAGAACAAAAGCAACCAUGGUGCUUGGAAUAGCAGAUACCAUUAGAGCUCUCAUUACUAAAAUUCUGCAUCAUUACAUCCAUAAAGACUUCCAUGAAGCAGUUGCCAAGAUGACCAUCAUAGAUGCUUUUCUCUUCCUCAUUGUUCACUCCUUUGACAAGUUGGGGUUAUGGCACCGUUCACCUGUUUUCUUAGGCCUGUUGUACCUUGCCAUUCGGCGCCAUCUUCACCAGGAGUACAACCUCUUGAACGUGGGGAGCACACCGGUGGGAGUUAGAUUCAACCCUUCUGAUGUUCCAUUCAGAACUUCUGAUGGAAAAUUUAAUGACCCGUUCAAUGAAGGUGCUGGUAGCCAUGGAUCUUUCUUUGGAAGAAAUGUUCUCCCGGUCGACCAGAAAAAGAAGCUGUUGAAGCCGGAUCCAAUGGUGGUGGCUGCCAAACUUCUUGCAAGGAGAACAUACAAAGAUACAGAUAAGCAGUUCAAUGUGAUAGCUGCCUCUUGGAUUCAAUUUAUGAUUCAUGACUGGAUCGAUCAUCUUGAGGGCACCAACCAGAUUGAACUCACUGCACCAAAAGAAGUUGAAAGUCAAUGCCCUCUCAAAUCUUUCAAGUUCAUCGAAACAAAGGAAAUUCCCACGGGCUUUCAUGAUAUCCAGACCGGAACAUCGAACAUCCGUACUCCUUGGUGGGAUGGAAGUGUCCUAUAUGGAAGCACUGAAGAAGUUUUGAAGAAAGUGAGGACUUUCAAAGAUGGGAAGAUCAAGAUAUCGAAGAAUGGUCACCUUCUUCACAACGAAAAUGGAACAGCAAUCUCAGGUGACAUCCGCAAUAGUUGGGCCGGUGUCUCAACCUUGCAGGCCCUUUUCAUUCAAGAACACAAUGCUGUUUGUGAUGCUCUCAAGAAAAACUAUCCACACUUGGAAGACGAUGAUCUUUAUCGCCAUGCCAGAUUGGUGACCUCAGCUGUGAUUGCCAAGGUUCACACCAUAGAUUGGACUGUUGAGCUUCUCAAAACUGACACUUUACUUGCAGGCAUGCGCGCCAAUUGGUAUGGAUUAUUGGGAAAGAAAUUCAAGGACACGUUUGGGCACGUUGGAGGAUCCAUAUUAGGAGGAUUUGUGGGGUUGAAGAGACCAGAAAAUCAUGGUGUCCCAUAUUCUCUAACUGAGGAAUUUGUCAGCGUCUAUAGAAUGCACCCACUCCUACCUGACAGCAUCAAAUUGAGAGACAUAUCUGCCAGGCCAGGGCCUAACAAAACUCCACCAAUGAUCAAAGAAAUUCCUAUGAACGAUUUGAUUGGACUGAAAGGAGAAAAGGUUCUACUAGACAUAGGAGUUCCAGUGCAUUUAGUAUCAAUGGGUCACCAAGCAUGUGGGGCACUAGAGCUUUGGAACUAUCCAGAGUUUUUGAGAGACCUAAUACCACAUAACAUUGAUGGCACAGAAAGGUCUGAUCAUGUGGACCUAGCUGCUCUUGAAAUUUAUAGGGAUCGAGAAAGGAAGGUAGCUAGGUACAACCAAUUUAGGAGGUCACUUCUGAUGAUACCUAUCUCCAAGUGGGAAGAUCUGACUGAUGACGAGGAAGCAAUUAAAGUAUUGAAAGAGGUGUAUGGUGAUGAUGUUGAAGAGAUGGAUCUGUUGGUAGGUCUCAUGGCAGAGAAGAAGAUCAAAGGCUUUGCAAUCAGUGAGACUGCUUUCACAAUUUUCCUGCUCAUGGCAUCCAGGAGGCUAGAGGCUGAUAGGUUUUUCACAAGCAACUUCAACGCAGAGGCCUACACGCAGAAAGGGCUAGACUGGGUGAACACGACCGAGAGCUUGAAGGAUGUGAUCGACCGUCACUACCCAGAAAUGACACACAAGUGGUUAAAUGCCUCUAGUGCUUUCUCUGUUUGGGAUUUAGCCCCAAACACUCACAAUCACGUUCCAAUUUACCUUCGUAUCCCCCGUUAAUCCUUGUUCCUUUUGGUUAUCGGGGCCUAUUGAUGUGUUUGUAUUGGUUUAUUCUUAAAUUGUCUGUCGUUUUAUUUGAGUAGAUGUAGGUACUGCAUCUAUUACUUGUUUGCAUUUGGGUCUUUUUAACUUAUCCUUUGUUCUUUCAAUAAAACUUAUCCUUCUUCCAUUAAAA